AUGGUGAUAAGAGUUGUCCUGAGGGUUUUCCUUCCCAGUGGAUUGUAUAACGUACACUGCCAGUCUCUUUGUCUUCUGUUCCCCAUGGCUUCUUCUGAUACCCAGGUGAAAGAACUGGAGAAGCGGUCCUCUGGGCAGGCCUUUGAGCUGAUACUCAGCCCCCGUUCAAAAGAGGCUGUCCCAGAAUUCCCUCUUUCUCCUCCAAAGAAGAAAGACCUUUCCCUGGAGGAAAUUCAGAAGAAAUUAGAAGCUGCAGAAGAAAGACGCAAGUCCCAUGAAGCGGAGGUCUUGCAGCGGCUGACUGAGAAGUGGCAGCAUGAGAAGGAGGCGCUGCAGAAAGCAAUAGAGGAGAACAACAACUUCUAUAAGAUGGCCGAGGAGAAGCUGACCCACAAAAUAGAAGCCAGCAAAGAGAACCGAGAAGCACAAAUGGCGGCCAAGCUGGAGCGCUUGCGAGAAAAGGACAAGCACGUGGAAGAAGUGCGGAAGAACAAGGAUUCCAAAGACCCCGCUGAUGAGACUGAAGCCGACUAG
Molecule: messenger RNA, 534 nt
Organism: Echinops telfairi (small Madagascar hedgehog)
Lineage: Eukaryota; Metazoa; Chordata; Mammalia; Afrosoricida; Tenrecidae
Product: stathmin-like
Exons: 2
Coding region: 1-534 (177 amino acids)
Biological process (GO): microtubule depolymerization; regulation of microtubule polymerization or depolymerization; neuron projection development
Cellular component (GO): neuron projection; cytoplasm
Molecular function (GO): tubulin binding
Source: RefSeq, a predicted model, not a curated record